GGCGCACAGUUUAUGCUUUCAAGGUCAGACCAAGGUUGUUGUGAAAUCUUGAUAACUACGAUGAAGGUUAUUGGCAGGGAGCUGAAUAAAAACUCAUCUGGAUAUAUUACGCUUAUUGCAGAAAAUGAGGAGGACAUGUGGUUAACGUACAACUUAGUCCAGGUUGGAGAUAAAAUGAGAUGUUCUACGGUCAGAAAGGUCCAGAAUGAAUCUGCAACCGGUAGUGUGCAGACGAAGCAAGUGAGAACCAACCUAACAAUAGAAGUAGAAAAAAUUGACUUCGACUUGCAGGGUUCAGUACUUCACUUGAAAGGCCGCAAUGUGGUAGAAAAUCAGUUUGUCAAAAUGGGCGCCUACCACACAUUAGACCUUAGAAUCGAUGAAAAGUUUACUAUCACUAAAACAGAAUGGGAUAGUGUUGCAAUUAUGCUUGUCGAACAGGCAUCUGACCCAACACAACAAGCUGAUCUUGCUGCAGUUAUCAUGCAUGAAGGCCUGGCUUAUGUUUGUUUGAUAACAAGUACAACAACUAUUGUUCGUGCGAAGAUUGAUACUACAAUUCCACGCAAACGUCCAGGUUUACCUACUGCUCAGCACGAAAAGGGUCUGUCACGCUUUUUUGAACAAAUAAUGCAAGCACUAGAGCGUCACAUUCGUUUCGACAUCGUCAAGUGUAUCAUAUUAGCCAGUCCUGGAUUUCUACGUGAACAAUUUUUUGAAUUUAUGAUCCAGACAGCAACAAGACAAGAGAAACGUGUAUUCUUAGAAAAUAAAUCAAAAUUUAUGCUUGUUCAUUCUUCAUCCGGUCAUAAACAUGCAUUGAAAGAAGUACUCACAGAUAGUGUUGUUAUGAGUAAACUAGUUAAUACAAAAGCAACAUCUGAAGUUACGGCAUUAAAUGACUUUUAUCAAAUGCUUAAAACAGAUCAAUCACGUGCAUUCUAUGGGUAUGCUGUAUUGUAUAAACAUUUUCUAAACUUCAUUUAUAAAUUAGUGAUAAUACAACAUUCCCUUUUAUUUGUAGUAUAUAAUGAUCAGCCAGUCAGUCGAUUGUAGAUAACAUAAGACAACCCCAGUAUAAAUAUGUCCUUUACCUCGUAUUACCACAUUUGGAAGUGUUUUUUUAGAUAUCAGAAAGAUUCUGACAUGUAUACACUUUAAAUUUCUCAUAGUAAUUGAGUUGUUGUGUUCACUAAUCUUCCUGUUAGGAAUCAUUAGUGUGUUUAUAUUUUGUAGAACAUAGUCGUAUGAUUUAUGUAUAAGGAAGAGAAUUUUAAGGCAACUUUUAAAGUCUUCACAACCAGUUUAGUUUCAUAAAUUGUUUUGUCACAGGAAGAUCAUUUGUCUUCUUGAAAAUGCACAGUUGUGAUAUUAUUGAUUAAAGCACUUGAUUUCUGUAGGUCUCAAGUUUGAACUUCACUUUAUAAUACCUUGAUUUAUACAGCUGAGUAAUAUUACUAGCAUUCAUAUAAGUAAAAUUUAACUAGACUCUGAGUAAAUAAACCUGUCCUUGGUAAGUAAAUUAUAUCAAUGCUAGUUGACAUCCCGCUUAUAUUUUGUCGGACAUCUAUUUCAUGUUAAUAUCAUAAAGAAUUUCCCUUGCACUUGAAAUGCGUACAUCGAUAUUCCAUUGUAGAUGUGAAUUGUACAUGGUUAUAUGGACCAAUUACUUACUUACGCCUGUUACUCCUCGUGAAGGAGCAUAUGCCGCCUAUCAGCACUCUCCAUCCAACCAUGUCCUGGGAAAUAUAUGAACUAGUACUUAUCUUGAACUAAUAAAGGUCAAUAAAGUCACAAAUUGAGAAAGUUACUGUCUGUAAUUUUAUCUCAAUAUCUAAAAUUAUUAGCACACCUAUAUCUCUGUAAACAACUUCAACACCGUGAAAAGCAACCUACAGUCAUUGUUAUUUAGUAAUUCUCUGGUUAGAUGUGACAUUGCAUUGUCAAAAGGGUGAAAUCAAGUCUGCGAAAACCGAUUAGUAUGAUAUUGCAAAUAUGAGUUCAUAUAGCAAGUUAUUGACCGAAUGGUGUGUAAUACUCAGUCAAAUUACAUUAAUCUGAAUUAAUCCGGCCGAAAUAAACCAUACGGAAUGUAUUGUAUACAUAUGCCACUUUGGUUUAUUUCUGAGGUCGAAUAAAUCCUUAGCACCAGUCUUUGUUUUUCACUAAACGUUAUAGGAUUUGGGAUGUCAGUGUAUCAAGCCUAAGCCAGUUGAACACUCUGAGAGUAUGACAGUCCUGAAUAUAACAAAAGGGAUUCAGUUAUGCUCUAGUCAUGUUAAAACUUGACAGUAUUAUCCAUCAAAAUAGGGUCAAUAACAUUAUCAAGAUAAUCAUGCAAAAAUGCCCAUUUCAUAACAAAUUCAUAUUACUUCAGUCAGUAAGUCAAGUAUUUGAGACUAACAAAACAGAGUCUGACUACUUCAAUGAUCGUAUAAUUAUUUCCAUUGUCAUAAACUGUCAUCAGUUAGUAAAUCAUUCAAAAUCACUGACCAUAUAAAAUAUGUUUCAUCCUAGUGUAGAGCUACUCAGUAAUGCACAUCUAUACAGGAUUUAGUCACAGUGUGAUGUGUGCUAUUGAUGUCGACAAAUAUAAGUAGUAUAUAUCAUCAACUGAAAGUAAAAUGCCUGAAGGCAGAAGGUUAAAAAGAUCAAAAAAAGAGAACAUGAACAGAGAAUAACUGGUGUGGAAAAGAAGGGACAACAAAGUCUGAGACAAUUGGUGGAUAUUCUGCAAAGGAAGUAUUUACUGUAUGGUUCUUAGAUUUUACUAAGAAAUUUUGUAACUCUAGACUGCUCGCACGUGUUUUACACGUCAUUGGUCCGAUCAAUAAGUCACUGCCCUCUAAUCGGCGGUCACAAGUUAUAACAGUUGGAUAAACAAUAUUCGUAGUAGUAACUAUCUUACAUUUGUUUUUCUCAGUUAAUUCAUUCAAUCUUUUUUAUUCAUUUUACUUAUAAAUUCAAACGUAAAUGCAGUUACAAACAUGUUAAGACGGCUGCUGAUGCAUGCGCUAUUGAUACACUACUGAUAACUGAUGCAUUAUUCCGUUCACGUAAUUUAGAAGAAAGAAAACAAUAUGUGGAGUUAGUUGACCAAGUUAAAGAUAAUCAAGGCAUUGUACGCAUAUUUUCAAGCCUACAUGUUUCUGGUGAACAGCUUAACCAACUAUCAGGUGUAGCCGCAAUAUUGCGCUUCCCAAUACCUGAACCUGUGACAGAUGACGAGUCGAAUAGUUCCGAAGAUGACGAUAAUUAACUAAUUAGUUCUUCUACUUAACUUUGUACUCAAUGAAUUUUUUUUCCAUAAGUAAACAUGUAUAUUGUGGUUUGUGUCUUUCUAUCAAUAUUAUUAUUGUGAUUUUCAUUUCCACUUGCCUCCUUUUUGACGUCCUCAUUCUUUGAGUUCGUUGUUAGUAUUAUUAUUUAUCUUCUUCACUCUUUAAUUGUCCUUUAUGCUGCCUUUACAUUGUUGCUGUGCUUAUAUAAUACCGUGCAACUUAAAAUCAGUAUCCAUUUGUGCCAAAUCCCAAGUUCUGUACUUUCAUUUGUCUCUCCUGUACAAAAUUAUAUUGAAGUGUUUGCUGUUUUUAUGGUAUCUUACUUAAAUUUAAAAAUGAUUUCGUAUUAUAUCUUCGGGGAUAAUCUUGACAUACGCAGGUGAAUUCGCUAGUCGGGCUUACCAUUCCGGAUAGGAAGAAAUAAAAUUAUGAAAUUUACGUCCUAACCUCCUCUGAAUGACAGUCGUUCUCCUUGUUUGAAAAUAAACCAGGUCUUCCAAGUCUUAUUGUGCCAAACUAGCCAUCAUUUCAGCAAAUAAAACGUAGGACUUUGUAAAAAAUGUGUGUCGGUCCAAGUUACCACACUACCAGUUGUAAAGUCACCAGGUCUAGUAAAAGUUCUAAGAUCCAUUAAUGUUUCUAGCUAUCUCUGACCAUCUUGUUGAUUUUGGACAGUGAUGAGGUAGCGAAAAUUCCCAUCUGGAUGGCGAAAAAGCA
Schistosoma guineensis is the source of this 3998-nucleotide messenger RNA. NCBI's taxonomy places the organism in Eukaryota, Metazoa, Platyhelminthes, Trematoda, Strigeidida, Schistosomatidae. The record is from the annotation of a GenBank genome assembly.